Pelmatolapia mariae (spotted tilapia) is the source of this 5067-nucleotide messenger RNA. It is a transcript of the gene klhl22, whose product is annotated as kelch-like family member 22. The transcript has 8 exons. NCBI's taxonomy places the organism in Eukaryota, Metazoa, Chordata, Actinopteri, Cichliformes, Cichlidae. The coding region runs from base 324 to 2240 and encodes 638 amino acids. Gene Ontology annotation, biological process: proteasome-mediated ubiquitin-dependent protein catabolic process; protein monoubiquitination; positive regulation of TORC1 signaling. Gene Ontology annotation, cellular component: mitotic spindle; Cul3-RING ubiquitin ligase complex; cytosol. The record is from RefSeq and is a predicted model, not a curated record. Gene Ontology annotation, molecular function: protein binding.
CUUUGUUUUUAUGUAUCAGGUGCAACUCAGUUCGCUGAAGUGAAGGUGUUCAUGAGGCCGUUAGUACUAGACACCCGUCUGGUUUUGAACAAUACGAGGACUCUUCUCUGUGCAGUCGCUUUGGUUAGGUUUUUAAGCGUACAUCCUGCUGUUACAGAGUGCGUUGCACUAGCUGGCGCGCUAAGUAGCCUCUAGCUUGUUUUGGCUGCUGUCUUUUAUACGAAAGUAACAUUAGCUAACAGCUCUGCCGCGGAGUGACAGCUAGCCGAAGAAGUAAAGUGAAGACAGCUUUGCGUGAUGUAUGUAUCAGGCAGACAAACGCGAUGAAGCCCGAGCGCCGCUGUGCUGUCAUGGCUGAGGAUGGAGCUCUGAGUCCAGUAGGAGGACGCGCCGGGUCAUCGGGCCGCCUGCGCCGACAGUCCUACAGAAGUUCAGAGCAUUUCUGCAGCCUGCUGGACGGCCUACUGUCUCUCAGACACAGUGGCACCUUGUUUGAUGUUGUGCUGGUUGUGGAAGGUCGCCCAAUACAAGCCCACCGUAUAAUACUGGCAGCCUCCUGUGAUUAUUUCAGGGGGAUGUUUGCAGGAGGCCUCCGGGAAACACAGCAAAAGGAGAUUGCAAUUCAUGGAGUGUCCUACAUGGCCAUGAAGAAAAUACUUGACUACAUCUACACGUCAGAGAUUGACUUAGACCCAGAGUGUGUGCAGGAAGUCCUGAUAGCUGCCACACUUGUACAACUUGAGAAUGUCAUAGGCUUCUGCUGUGAUUUCCUUUUCUCUUGGAUGGACGAGACCAACAUUUUAGAGCUGUAUCACCUGGCCGAUCUCUACGCACUACAACAGCUAAAGGCCAAGGUGCACUCCUUCAUGCUUAGCAACAUUCAGACGUUGUCCCGAACAGAUGUGUACCGACAGCUGCCCCAGGAUGAAGUGUUCAGGGCGCUGAGCAGCGACGAGCUCCAGGUGAACAGCGAGAAUGAGGUGUACGAGGCAGCGCUUCACUAUCAUUACAGUCCCGAGCAGGUGGAAACUGACCAGGUGUACUUGCAGGUCAGUCCAAAGGACAAUCUCAAGAUGCUCGACGCAGUGCGGUUUUGCCUGAUUGAGAAGCACAUGCUGCAGAGAUUGCACAACAGACUGAAGCAGUGUCCACUGAAGGAUUCUGUUUCAGCUGCACUGCGCUACCACGAGCAGGAGCUCCUGCAGCCUGUCCUCCAGACUCCUCUCACCCAGCCGCGGUCCACUUUCCACUGCAUACUGGGCUUCGGGGGAAUGUUUAGUUCCAGCUCCCUCGCAUACACCGAUCACCUGUUUCAGGUGUUUCACCCAAGCUGGGGGGAGUGGAAGAGUCUCACUGCAGCUCACACUCCCCGGAUGUCCAACCAGGGCGUCGCCGUGCUCAACAACUUUGUUUAUCUUAUUGGCGGGGACAUGAACACCAGUGGAUUUCAUGCAGAGACCCGCUGCUGGAGAUACGACCCCCGUCACAACAAGUGGCACACCAUCCAGCCUCUGCAGCAGCAGCAUGCCGACCACUGUGUUUGUGUUGUGGGCGGCCAUAUUUAUGCCAUCGGAGGACGAGACUACAACCACGAGCUGGAGUCGGUGGAGCGUUAUGACCCACACAAAGACACAUGGGAGUUUGUGUCUCCUCUAAAGAGAGAGGUGUAUGCCCAUGCUGGAGCAGUGGUGGAUGGAAAAAUUUAUAUAACGUGUGGGCGCCGAGGCGUGGCGUACCUCAGAGAGACUUGCUGUUUUGACCCAGCAGCCAAUCGCUGGACAGGGUGCGCAGAGGGCCCGGUGGAGCGGGCGUGGCACGGCAUGGCAGCCGUUAACGGCCGCAUGUACGUUAUUGGAGGAAGUAAUGACGAGCGCGGAUACAGGAGGGAUGUCCUGAAGGUAGCGUGCUUUAACCCCACAGCCAACUCCUGGUCUUUAAUGUCCCCCCUCCCUGCGGGCCACGGAGAACCCGGCAUAGCUGUGCUGGACAGUCACAUCUACAUCGUGGGAGGGCGUACGCACGACAAAGGCAACAGGAUGAAAUACGUUCACGUGUACAACGCCGACAAAGACGAGUGGAAAAACGGCACGGAGUUUAAGGCGCACGUCUCCGGCCUGGCAGCCUGUGUGGCGCUCAUGACCCCCGCUGUGAUCGCCCAGGCCAGAAGCUGGGAGCAACGCACCAAGGCUUCAUGGGAAGAAGUGGACAUGGACAGCUCAGAUGACUCAAGUGUGGACUGAAGCUGCCGUGUUAAUCGGAUUCCAUCAUCAUCAAGGACCUCCUUGCGAUCUCUUUCUUUCUUUUUUUUAUUUAACUCUGCAUGUUGAGUUUCGGAUGUAUUUAGUUUUUUUGGGGGGUCACAUGCAUGUUGACAACUCGGAGUGCCUCUGAACCAAAGGUGUCAUUCAGGACCUUUUUCUUAUUUCUCUGAUCUGACCUUAGGUACUCUUGCCCAGUCCGGGAAUCUCUUCUCUGAACAAAUGUUCACGCUGCUGUUUGUUACUGAUCGCUCGUCCGUAUUUCCUUAAAACCACCGGUGUUUCUGCGACGCUUAUCACAGAGAGCAAAGAACGUUUUCGAGAUUAGUAGCUAUGCAAUAACAUGGUACUUUGGAGUAAAGACACAUAUGUGGGCUUUUCCUUUAAGACUGUGGGGCCCCGAGUUAUUACUGUGGGAGCAGUAUUACUGUGUGGCUAAAUAAACAUAAAAGCGACAUGUUGCUCACUGCUAGCAAGGACAAGUCUGUGGCGAGACUGACUGCCGGAGAAACUCAAAACCCGACGAUGAAUCUCCACCGAAAUCCACAACUACCAAAACAAGAGAGCAAAAACUAUGACCAGGCAUAUCCCAGACCAGAGUGCGCUCUGGUGUGACAACUUGAAGCUGAACGGGUCACAAAGCCACUUGGAGAUUGGAGAAGUGACUUCUUCCUUAUUUCUAUUUUCUGCAAUGUCACACACUGAAGUUGUAUUCUGUAGUAAUAACAGUUCCUGUUUCUAAAAAAAACAACAACUAUAAAGGCAGUUUUGCAAAAAACAAAAAAAAACCCAAGCACGUAUUUUAUCUGUGAAAAGAAUGGCGGGGGUCACACAGUUAAGCUCUCAUUAUUCCUCAGCUGGUUCUCUGCAUUGUCAGUUCACAACAAUAAACAUACAAGAAGUGGGUUUUUGUCUCCAUCCCCCAGACAGCUGCUCAGUGGAGCUAUCAUCUCUCCAAACCUCUGAAUGAUCGUUACGUUGUGCAAACGUCGUGCCUUGUUUUCUUGCUUUCAUUCACUCUUAGCCUGAGUUUAUAUGUGAUCGUAUGUCUGAACAGAGACGAGCCUUAGCUAUCGUGCCUCUGAUAUCAUCAUAUAAAUAAUGAAUAAUUCCAAAUAAUAAUUAUUUAAUUUAUUUAUGGCUGUAGCUGGAUAGAGGAAGGGGUCUACAGAUUGAAGUUGCCAUUUAUUUGUAAAUGAAAUGUGAAAAUUAACCAUUACUUUAUUUUUGUGCAUGUGUGUCCUUUUACUGAUCCGCUCAUCACUUGAGCUUAAUCUGAAUCCUCAUGAUGGUUUAUUUCAGAAUAUUUGUCUUCACCGAAUCGCUUUGCACUGUGUGUGUGUAUGAGAGAGUGUGAGUGUGUGUUGCCUUGCAAACCCUGUUUCACACUGGACUCAACCACUGUUAAUGCUUCAUUUGAACCCACGUAAUUGUAAAUGUACCCGUCUUUUCCACGUGAUUUGUUGGAAACACUGUCAAACAUAUGCAAACAAGAUAACUUUUUAAAUUUGAUUAAAAAAUAUAUAUGUCCUGCUUUUGUCACGUCUGAAUGUUGUAUAGGGAAAAGUAUUACAUGGGUUUAACAAUGGACUGGAUUUUGUGCCAGCAUUGAGCUUGAAGCACCAGUUAAAUCGUCUUGGGGAACAAACAUCUACAGAAUUGAAACUGACUUCUAAGAAAUAUUAGUUUUUGGGGGUUUUUUUCCUCAAGAAAAGAAGUAAUUGCUGAGAAAGUUACAGGAAAUUGUCAGGCGUGUAACUAAGAAGCAGAUGUUUUGGCUUCGACAACUCUCUGACUUGAGUUCGUCUUUUUUUGUUUGUUUAAUUUAAAGCCCGUUUCAUAAAUCUAACGUCAGCUCCCAGCAGUUGAUUGUGCUCCUUGUUUGAACUGCUGCCUCCUGCCUUUUAUUCCUCCCAGUCUCUACCAGUUCCUCUCCAUUUGGCUCUGAACUCCAUCAGCUUUAUGAAGGCUGACUGCUACUUUCCUCUCUGAGGCUGUUUCAUCUACAUCUGUUACCCCCCACCAGCACUAAGUGUGUGUGCUCCCUCCCACACACCCCUCUCUUUCACACUAUUGUGCCAGCCCCCAGCAAGUAGUCUGGCAGGAUCUGCUGACAUCAGCGCUGAACAUCCAGGAUCUGUGUUUGUGUUUACGCAUCAAAUCUCUGUGUUCUAAAGCUAUACUACCACCUCGGGGCCACUUAAAACGUACAGUCGCGCUCUUAACCGCAUCAGCGGCCGUUACAGACAUCUGAGUGCGGGUCGAUCUGGUGCUCUUUGCUGGACCAUUAUCAGAGCAAUUAAAAGGCCCACAUUAGUCAGUGAUGUAGAGUUAUGCAGAUUAAACCCAGUGGAGUUGAGGAUGUGUGAGCCGAGGGGAUUUUGCUAAGUGCCCACUUGUAUCCUCUACUUUCUCCUGCUCUGCAGGAGAGGAGGAAGUCAAUUGAAAUCAAUAGAGAACAAAGAAAGUCACCUGUAGACGAAGAUCUGGCCUGCAAAACAUUGUCUUUCAUUGUGUCGCAGACGAUUUCCCUUCUAGAUGUCUACACUGGAGACCGGUCACACUACACAGAGUGACCCAGAGACAUAGGGGGGCUUUGUCUUUAUAUCAUGGAGCAUAAAACAAUGAGUUUAUCAUUUAUGUUUGCACCAGUAUCUAAGUAACCCCUGUUUUUGCUUGAUGUGCAAAGUCCUGCAAAAAGUUGUAUUAUGUAUUUUGUAUCACAAAGUUUUUUCAUGCAGUUGCUGAACAUUUGGCCUGCUUUGCACUUUCCUCAUGAACUGUUCCCAGGUGUAAUUUGUAUUUUUUC